UGACACAACCCUUGCACGAUAUUCGCUAUGAUUACAAGUGAUUUGUUGUUUAUUUUCAUAUCCUUUACUACUAUCAUAGCAACCCACGAACGAACGAAUGGAAUAGUUUGUGCUUCAACCGAAAUAGACGGUACGUUUGCAGAUGAAAAUUGUGCCGGUACUUUGAACCAAGCAUCCUGUCGCAUCGAGCCAAAGAUUCAACCGAAGAUGUCGAGCAAAUUGUUCAUGUGUGAUUUCGAAGUGUUUGGAAUUGUUCAAGGAGUGUUCUUCCGCAAGUACACCCAAAAACAGGCAUCAAGCUUGGGAAUACGUGGUUGGUGCAUGAAUACUCGCGAUGAUACAGUGAAGGGACAGCUCGAGGGUGAAGAAAAAGCGAUGAACGAAAUGAAACAUUGGCUACAAACGAAAGGAAGUCCAUCUAGCCGUAUUGAUAAGGCGGUUUUUAGUGUUCCCGCUGAGAUAACAAACUAUUCUUUUAAGGAUUUCUCAAUUCGUCGCUAAAUUUUGAACCCAUCAGCAGGUGAGCGAACUAGAAAGACCUUUCUUAAUUGGAAGUAAUUUGAUGUAUAUGUUUGCUUAAAGCAGAAAACCAUUAGGCACAAGGUACGCACGAUACCGCGAAAAGCCAGUAAACAUAUCGUACUGUAUGUCUUUUCUGUCCGAAAUUGUUAACAGUAUUACUGUUGCUUGGUUUUACUAAGCUAAUAAAUGCACUUUCGUGAACGAGGUUCUGAAUUGCGCCCAA
This is a messenger RNA of Anopheles funestus (African malaria mosquito), 745 nucleotides long. RefSeq names its product acylphosphatase-2-like. Bases 28 to 501 code for a protein of 157 amino acids. NCBI's taxonomy places the organism in Eukaryota, Metazoa, Arthropoda, Insecta, Diptera, Culicidae. Gene Ontology annotation, molecular function: acylphosphatase activity. The record is from RefSeq and is a predicted model, not a curated record. The transcript has 4 exons.